Mollisia scopiformis is the source of this 627-nucleotide messenger RNA. RefSeq lists its product as uncharacterized. The transcript has a single exon. The record is from RefSeq and is a predicted model, not a curated record. Lineage: Eukaryota; Fungi; Ascomycota; Leotiomycetes; Helotiales; Mollisiaceae. The coding region runs from base 1 to 627 and encodes 208 amino acids.
AUGGCUCAAUUGUCGCUAUCAGAAUUUGCUGUUGUUGCUAUACAUGCCUUCUUCAUUCAAUUAUGCGAUAUCGAUGAGCACUUGCAUGUGCUGCUGAGUGCUGUUGGGAAAUAUAUCCAGUUGAGCAAAGUGUUGUUCCAGCACCGACACUUGCCGUUGAAUUGGGUUACCCUUUGUCGUUUGGUUGCCUUGUGCCCGCUACUGUCGUACAUCAUAGCGAAUUCUGGAGGCGAAAUUUUGGGCAGUAUUAGAGGCAGCGCAGUGUUCUGUGCUGAGAUUCUUGAAGCUUUCAAUGAGUCGUGGGUUCUUGCCAGAAAAGCGGCAAGUGUAUUUCGUCUGUUUGACGGACUACCAGAAAACUCAAGUCCAUUAAGUACCAGAAAUGGCGGUAUAUUCUCUUUAAGUGGAGAUAGAACACAGCUGAAUACCAUACUUGAGGAGACCAGAAAGAUGAUCGAGGAGACGAUGGGACGAUCAAGUAUCUACUAUGGCAUCCUGGACGCGACAUUAUAUACACUUUCAGAAAGUAGAAAUGAGACCAUGCUGGCUAAUUCUAGUAACAUUCCAACUCCAGGUUUCUGGAUGGACGACCCAACGCAAUGGGAAGAUGUCGGAAACUUGAGCUAG